AUGAGCAAGGCCAUCAGAUUCGACGAUGGGGCCACACAAUUCCGUCAACGUCUCAUUGCUAGUAUACUAUCACACAGACCCGUCUUGAUUCGAAAUAUUCGGGCUGAAGAUUUGGAGAAUCCUGGACUGAAGGACUACGAAGCAAGUUUUCUGCGACUUUUGGACAGCAUGACCAAUGGAAGCAAAAUGGAAAUCAACAACACUGGUACACAACUCAGAUUUCAACCUGGGGUUCUAUUGGGAGGGGAUAUUCAACAUCAAUGUCCUGAUUCAAGAUCAAUAGGGUGGUUUCUGGAAGGAAUCAUGCCUUUGGCCCCGUUCGGAAAAGAAGAACUAUCGAUAUACUUUGAGGGUAUCACGGAUGGAUGUUGCGAAUUGGAUCCAUCUGCAGACUACCUUCAAAAGUCUGCAAUCCCUCUCUUUGCGAAAUUUGGAAUUGGUAUCGAUGACGACGAUUCUGCUGUACGAAUCCGAGUUUUACAACGAGCAGCUGCACCCACUGGUGGGGGCAAGGUCCACUUUCAAUGUCCGAUCGUCAAGGAAUUGACACCUAUCAACUUUACAGAUCCUGGAAGAAUCAAGCGGAUAAGAGGCACUUCCAUAUCAUGCAAGAUCGUUUCCUCGUCAAUGGCUGCUCGAGUGGCAUACGCUGCAAAAGGAGUCUUUCACAAGGUUCUGCCCGAUGUCUGGAUUCAUACUGAUGCACACACACAAAAGAAUCAUGGAUGUGGGCCAAGUCCUGGGUUAUCACUAGUAGUAUCUACAGAAUCUACAACUGGGGUUAUUCUGACAGCAGAAUGCUGCCUAAAUCAAGCAGAGCGAGGGGCAGAACUACCAGAAGACUUGGGGCAACGAGGUGCUUGUUUGCUGUUGAAUGAGGUGCAAAAGGGCGGAUGCAUUGACACCUCUGUCCAAUCUCUAGCAUUCAUGUGGAUGACCUUGACGCCCGAAGAUGUUUCACGACUUCGAAUUGGAAGUCUGUCACCAUACUCGGUGGAGACCUUGAGACUACUGAAGAAAUUCUUUGGUAUCGAGUUCAAAUUGAAAGCCGAUGAGGAUUCCAAAACUAUCUUGAUGAGUUGUUUGGGGACAGGAUACCGUAACAUGGCCAAGGCUAGUACAUAG
Molecule: messenger RNA, 1125 nt
Organism: Cylindrotheca closterium
Lineage: Eukaryota; Bacillariophyta; Bacillariophyceae; Bacillariales; Bacillariaceae
Source: the annotation of a GenBank genome assembly